Molecule: messenger RNA, 414 nt
Organism: Adineta ricciae
Lineage: Eukaryota; Metazoa; Rotifera; Eurotatoria; Adinetida; Adinetidae
Source: the annotation of a GenBank genome assembly
AUGACAACAUGCUACGAUGCUGAUAGUGCCAAAUAUGAGUACUGUGCUUCUCAUCUCUCAACUUACGUUGCCGUAGGAAUCAUUAUACCAUUAGCUGUUUUAUUUAUCAUCGCACUCGUCUAUUUCUAUCUUCGAUGCCGGCAAAAACAAUUAAGACGAGCACAGCAACAAACUUAUAUGGCAACAAUUAUUCCGAUUUAUAAUAGUGAUCAAAUACCUCCGGGAACGUAUGAUUACUCGUAUCCACCUCGGUACACUUCAAUGAUAUCAAAUAGUUCGGAUAAACCACCGUCUUACGAGCAAACCAUGCAGGAAACAAUAGAAACGAAUGCGGAUGAAACGAAUGCGGACCGUUCGACAGCUGUGAACAGUUCCUCAUCGUCCUCGGAUGAAACUACUAGAAAUCAAUCAUGA